This is a messenger RNA of Drosophila grimshawi, 2507 nucleotides long. RefSeq names its product splicing factor 3A subunit 1 (gene Sf3a1). Gene Ontology annotation, cellular component: U2-type prespliceosome; U2 snRNP; catalytic step 2 spliceosome. Gene Ontology annotation, biological process: mRNA cis splicing, via spliceosome; regulation of alternative mRNA splicing, via spliceosome. The transcript is spliced from 7 exons. Bases 99 to 2498 code for a protein of 799 amino acids. NCBI's taxonomy places the organism in Eukaryota, Metazoa, Arthropoda, Insecta, Diptera, Drosophilidae. Gene Ontology annotation, molecular function: protein binding; RNA binding. The record is from RefSeq and is a predicted model, not a curated record.
AGAUUUUGCCGACUUUUCUUGUUGAUGUACAGGCGAAUUUCAUAAAAAUCGUUUAAAAUCGUUUAAAUAAAUCAAUUAACCCGAAGCAAUUCUUAACGAUGCCUUUAAUCGAAGCGGAUGCCUCCAACGAGCAGUUCAGCAAUGAGCAAUCGAGGCCAAUGUCCGGGCCCAUUGUGGGCAUCAUUUAUCCUCCGCCGGAAGUCAGAAAUAUUGUUGACAAGACAGCCAGUUUCGUGGCGCGCAACGGGCCGGAGUUUGAGGCACGCAUCCGGCAAAACGAGCUGGGCAAUCCAAAGUUUAAUUUCUUAAAUGGAGGUGAUCCGUACCACGCCUAUUACCGGCACAAGGUUAACGAGUUUCGCGAAGGCAACGAUACAAGCAAUAACGCAGUGACUGCCAUUAAACAGCUCUCGGUGACGAGUGCUGCCCAGCAACGGCAACAGGAGCUGUUGAAGCAAGUUGUGGAACAACAGUUUGUCCCGAAGGAGCCGCCAGCGGAGUUUGAAUUUAUUGCCGACCCACCUUCGAUUUCGGCACUGGAUUUGGACAUUGUGAAGCUAACGGCUCAGUUUGUCGCCCGUAAUGGACGCCAGUUCCUGACCAAUCUCAUGAGCCGAGAACAGCGAAACUUUCAAUUUGAUUUCCUGCGGCCGCAACAUUCGCUGUUUCAGUAUUUCACCAAGCUACUGGAGCAGUACACUAAAGUACUAAUUCCACCCAAGGAUCUGCUGGGCAAGUUGCGUGUGGAAAGUGCGCCCGGACGCGCCAGCAUGGUUCAAGUACUCGAGCAGGUCAAGUAUCGUGCCAAUUGGCAACGACACCAGGAGGCUCAGCGUCGCCGGGAGGAGGAAAAGAUCGAACGUGAACGUGUUGCCUAUGCGCAAAUUGACUGGCAUGAUUUUGUCGUUGUGGAAACUGUGGAUUAUCAGCCAUUUGAGAGCGGCAAUUUUCCACCACCCACAAACCCGGAUGAAGUCGGUGCCCGAGUGCUGAUGGAGGAGCGGUUAAUGGAGGAGGAGGGCGACAUUGAAAUGCAGAUCGAGUCCGAUGAAGAGGAUGAUGUGCAAAUCGUCAGUCACAUUGACGAUGGCGUUAAGCUCUCCCAAAUGGAGAAUCGCGUGGGCAUUCAAAUGAAGAACGCCACGGCCUAUGGCCAGCCCCCUUCGAAUGCUAAGCGCGACAACACGCAGGUGCAGGACAUGGACGAGGCGUCCAGUGAUGAGGAUACGCCAACGCUGAAAAUGCAACCAGCUGUUGCGCCCAUGCUGCCGCCCACACACGACAAGGUUGUUGUUAAGAAAUACGAUCCGAAGGCUGCCCAACCAAAGCCGGCUCCAGUCACAACAGAUGAAUAUCUUAUCUCGCCAAUUACGGGCGAGAAGAUCCCAGCCUCCAAGGUAUCGGAGCACAUGCGCAUUGGUCUGCUGGAUCCACGUUGGGUCGAGCAGCGCGACAAGCAUACAGUGGAGAAGAUCAACCAGGACAAUGUAUUCGCAGCUGGCACGGCCAUUGAGGCCAGUCUGAAGCAGCUGGCGGAGCGACGUACCGACAUCUUUGGCGUGGGCGAUGAGGAGACUGUCAUUGGCAAGAAACUGGGCGAGGAGGAGACGAAGAAAGAUGAUCGCGUUACCUGGGACGGGCACACGUCCAGUGUGGAGGCAGCCACACGAGCAGCCCGUGCCAAUAUCACGCUCGAGGAUCAAAUACACCAGAUUCACAAGGUCAAAGGUCUGCUCCACGAUGAAGAAAAGGAGAAAAUCGGACCCAAGCCGGUGGGCAACAAAGCGACGCUCUCAGCGCCGCCGCAGCCAUCCUCGUCGAAGAACCAGCAUAGCCAGCAUAACCAGGCACAGCACCAUCAAGGUGGGGGUGGUGGUGGUGGUGUCGGUCACCAUCACGCUCAGCAUCAUCAUCACCAACAGCAGCAACAACAGCCGCCGUCGCACCAUCAACACCAUCAGCAGCAACAACAGCAGCAGUCGCAACACAACAUGCCACAAUCCGCCAAUCCCGUUAUGAUGAUGCAAAGACCACCCAUGAUGCCAACACCUUUUGGCGCUGGCUCCGGCGGCUAUAUGGCCAUGCAAUCUGGCAGUGGAGGACCACCGCAGAUUUCACCUGCGCCGCCCGUGGAAUUGAUACCCAUAGAGGAUGAGCCGCCCACGAAGAAGAUACGUUCCGAGGAUAAUCUGGUCCCCGAGGCGGAGUUCAUUGCUAAUCACAAGAGUCCUGUGACUAUACAGGUGCAGGUGCCGAGCACGGACAAGUCAGAGUGGAAGCUUAAUGGCCAGAUGAUUGCCGUCACCCUAGCGCUAACCGAUCCCAUUGCCAACCUCAAGGCCAAGUUGCAGGACGACACGGGCAUGCCGCCGGCCAAACAGAAAAUAUUCUACGAGGGCAUGUUCUUCAAGGAUAAUAACACGAUGGCCUUCUACAACCUGCUAAGUGGGACGACGGUGCACUUACAAGUUAAGGAGCGUGGCGGUCGCAAGAAGUAGACUCUCACC